Messenger RNA from Phytophthora nicotianae INRA-310, 639 nucleotides. RefSeq lists its product as hypothetical. Gene Ontology annotation, molecular function: protein binding. The coding region runs from base 1 to 639 and encodes 212 amino acids. The transcript has a single exon. The record is from RefSeq and is a predicted model, not a curated record. NCBI's taxonomy places the organism in Eukaryota, Oomycota, Peronosporomycetes, Peronosporales, Peronosporaceae.
AUGGUUGAGCAUAUCCUGUUUCCUGGAGCCGGGAUGACAGAAUCCACGUUCAUCGCUAUUGCUAUCAAAUACCAGCGAUUUAACAUCCUCAAGCUUUUUCACGAGCUGGGCUCGUCGGGUAUCAUUGAUCUGACUCAGAACGGAGAUAAUCGAGCUAUUCAGCUCGCUAAGUGGUGGUCUAUAUCUCGACGUGCGAUAGAUUUUGCUGCUGGUGUCCGUCGACUGGAUAUGCUCCAAUGGUUGUUGCCAAACCACCCCCAAAAGGUAUCGAGCGAUACUAUGGACAGAACGGCGUGUGGUGGUCACUUGGAGAUGGUCCAGUGGCUCCAUGCUAACAGAUCCGAAGGGUGCACAAAGAAAGCGAUGGAUGGUGCUGCAUCCAGAGGCCACAUUGAUGUGGUAAAGUGGCUUCACACCAAUAGAUCCGAAGGAUGUACCAAAGCUGCUAUGGAUGGAGCUGCAGCAAAUGGUCAUCUCGAGAUAGUAAGAUGGCUUCACACGAACAGGAGUGAGGGAUGUACGGAGAAAGCAAAGGACAACGCCGCCAGCAACGGUCAUUUAAAUGUGCUGAAAUGGCUAAACUUCAAAGGUAGUGUCUUUAAAUUGACUAUUUUUUUUCACUGCAUCUAUGAACUUUGA